CAGUAGUAUGCAAAUGAGCGAACAUUAUCAACAAGAUCUUCUCCUUCAAAGAUAUUAAGAUCUACCCAUUACGAAAGAUGAAUCGCUGAAGAGCUUCUUCAGUCCAACCUCCAUAUAGAGACGAGUACGACCUUUAUCUUUCCUAAAACAACAACAGCGACGGGUGGAGACAAAAGCGACCACUACAGCCUAGAUGAUAAGUAGACAAGUAUCUAUUGUUCAACAUCUCUUGUAGUCAACAUCUUUUACAUUUUCAUGUUCUAUUCAUCUUGUCAUAUUUUACAUUAGCACUGCCUGGUUCUUUCCGGUGAAACAAGAAGAUAAUCGAAGUUUUUACCGCUAAGUCGUUGAAUCUCGAUUGUGACAUAAAUGCUGAACUUGAUUGCCAGCAUCUUCUUUUUCGGACAAGUGAGUGUGCAGAUUGAUUUCUCAUACUUAUAAAUUACAUUUUUGAUAGAUUCUAGUGGGCGUUCUUGUAUUUUUAGCCCAUGCCAACUACAUUUGUUUUUUUUAAAGUGAAAUAAAAAAGUACAAGUAGUUCUAGCUCACCAGGAGUCAACAGAAGUGCAGAUGAUUCUAUUCCCUGUCCUCUGUGGCAGCGGAUGUAGAUGUUGAGACACGACCCACGCACCUCUACAUUUGCUGCGUGAAUCUGGAAUUGUAUCAGAAAAGAAUUGAUGAAAAAUUGGACGAGGAGACGGAGACAAGAAUAUUAACGCUAUGACGAUUUCAUCUAGAUCAUGGCGAUGAAAAUUUAUUAGGAAGAUUGUUAUGUCCACUAUCGUCUAACAACUUCAUCAUUAUUAGGAAGUUCUAUACCAGUAGGAGGAGUUCAUACUUCUUACAACAUCAAGGAAAGGAAGGUAAGUGCUUAGGAGAAGGACGAAGAAAGCAAAUUCUGCUUCGUGUAGAAAGGUCUUUUGAAGAACUUGUUCAAAAAAAAAUGGUGGUCACUGGCGAUACAUUUACCGAUGAAGCCCCAAAAAAGGAAGGCGCUGGAGAGGUAUUAAUAGAAAUACCAUGAAGAUGUUCGACAGAUAAUUCAGCGAAGUUAGAUGUUGAAGUUGAAUGUAGUUGAAAACAUUAACGUACUAUUGGAAUACUUAUUCCUCGUGGUUCUACGCAACCAAAGAACUAACUAACUACUUAACUAACAUGUAACUCGUUUUUGUUCUUCUUUUUUACCUCCACAGGUCCGCGGAGAGCGGGAAGCAGAGCAGGCUGCUGGGAGCGACAUUGACAAGAAGGGUGGAAGCACACCAACAACAAACUCAAAACCUAGUGUAGCUGAUGAGGUUACAGAAAGCAACAAAGAAUCAGAGGUAAUGAUGCUACAACUAGUAGACGACUGAUGCUAUGCUACAAGAACUAGUAGUACUAGACGACUGAAGAUGUGUAUGGUUCUGGUAUUUUUGGUAUAGCCUGAAUUUGAUCCUAAGGGUUCUCUUCUUGUUUUCCCUUAUGAUCAAAUUCAGGCUACCAAAUACCGGAACCAUUCAUGUUGAUGCUUGUUGCUUGUCUAUGUUGUAAGACCGGGUCAUCUUCUAGUUGCAAUAGCGGCUGCUUGCAAUAGGAAGUGUUGAUUUAGAAAUAUAUGUAGUCGUUCUACGCAAAAGUUCUUUAGAAAAAAAUGAACACAAGAAGAACAAUACCUCUUCCUGCUAGAAGUUAGGCACAUUCAUUCAUUUACUAGUUAGGCUAGUAAAGUUGAAAAACCUACAAUCUAACUCAUACUCCAUUAUUUUCAUUCAUUCAUUCAUUCUGCGUCUUCGUCAUUCUUAGGCCCGAAGUUUCGCAUGGGAUAACGAGGAACUGGGAAGAUUUUGGGAAGAAUGUUUCCCACCACAUUACGACGUCUAUCUCUUCGAUGGCCUGCAUCCAAAAGCGCUCUGCAGCAAAAUCUGUAAUUGAAAGGACCGUUCCCUUCUUGUUUUCCUCAUGAUCAAAAUCAGGCUACCAAAUACCAGAGCCAUUCAUACGCCUACUGCUCCUACUCCGCCUACUAUAAUUCCGAGAGCUUUAUAUUUGUCUUAUGUUGUUGGAGUUAAACGAGUUCUUGUAGAAGUUGAUGUAUACUCCUCCUCCCAACAUAUCCAAAUCAGGUAACGACGUGCUGAGAACGAAUAUCAACGUGAAUUCCUCAAGCUCAAACCCGAAUGAUAGGCUUCUUUGCUUCGAGGUAUACAACUAGUUCUUCUUGAAGAUGUUUUUUCGAAUGAUGUUUUAUUAUCGAUGAACAAUGAUGUUUGAAAAACGAAGUAGAAACAACAAGAGCAGGAGCAUCUUCUUCAGUUUCGUACUCGCAUGAAAUGACACUACUUGUCGAAAAUUAUUCUCCUGAUAAUAAUCUCGUCUCCAAUUUUUAGGUCCUCGGAAACCUUGAAGCCAAGUUUAUCGAGAUGGGAAUAGUGCAGAAGCCAGUUUCAAAGUAUUACAACUAUAAUUUGAAGAAAAUUUCUUCAUGAUCUUGCUCAAAGAUCAGGGACAUCGACGGACAACUUUCUAACCUUUAUAUUCAUGAUCUUCAUAAUCUUGAACUUGAUGCUGAUACAUUGUUAAUCAUAAGAAUGACCGGAAAGACCAUGUUGAACAUCACGAAGAUAUUAUUUCCCACAUCAUCUUCUACCACAAUUAUCUUGACAAGACAUAUUAAUUAUAAUAUCAUGAUCAUGUAACGACCCCUCCAUCAUGUAACCCUCUCAGGAAUACGGGCAACCCGAACCAUGUGGCAUAUCAGAGGGUGACACACCAGGAUUGGAAUAGGUUUGCAGGUUUUUUGAAAACCAGGAGCUUCGAUUAAGGCUUCCUCUAAUCCAUCCCGUCUAUAGGGAUCCCUCAAAGAAACAUAUGCGCGUCAAUACAUCAAGGGAAACACUGAGUCAGUACCUCCCUUGUAUUUUUGGCGCGCAUAUGUUUAGUAUUUUUACUGACGCAUAUGCUUGAGGGAUUUCCACAGGGAUGAAUAGGGGAGAGCUCUAAUUUGAAGCUUGGGCCCGUGAGUGCGUCGAGGAAAGCAUACGUCGCUUGUCCCAACAACGCACGAAACAGAUGAGGGCAUAG
Messenger RNA from Amoebophrya sp. A25, 3060 nucleotides. Lineage: Eukaryota; Dinophyceae; Syndiniales; Amoebophryaceae. The record is from the annotation of a GenBank genome assembly.